AAAGAGUGGGACUGAGGGACCUGCUACCUCUCUUCACCUCGUUCUCAAUGAGGGUAAAAUGCAUUUAUUCACGAAAGUUUUGAGGAUUUAUUUUUACCUAUGAUAAUGAGCACAACGGGCUUUCAUACUUGACAACGAAUGGCAUACGCACACGCACAAGAGAAAGCCACGAAAACCUUGCUUUAAUUGAGAUUGUGAUCAUCAUGAGCAGGUGACAUCCAUUUUUCAGAUAUGGCAGAGGGAAACGAUGUGGAAGAUCCAGAUAUUGUGUAUGCUCAACAUCUCAUUGAAUGUGAGCUUUGCUCCAACACAGUGAGCCUACACUGUAGUGUUUGUAAAGUCAAUCUCUGUGGCGUGUGUGUAGGUGCUCAUAUAAAUGCCAAAUCCUCACAAGAACAUAACAUUGUGUCUUAUAAGCUGAGAGGAUCCAUGCCAAUUCUUCCACCUUGUGCUAUUCAUAAAAAUGAAAAGUGUAAUUUGUUUUGUACAAAAUGUCAGAUUCCCAUUUGUGUGAACUGCAUAACACUUAAUCACAAAGCCCACCCAGCUAUAAAACUGGAAGAUAGAUGCAAGCAAAAAAGCCUUGAAAUCGAAAAAGAAAGUAAAUCUCUGGAAAACAAUGUUUGUAAAAAUCUGGAGGAUAAUAUUGCUAAAAUGCAGAAACAGCUGAAAGAAGUUCGAGUAAAAUACGAAAAAAUGCAAAUUGAGGUCACUGAGCAUGGAAGGCAAUGGCACGCUGAAGUGGACAGGACAGUGCAAAAGUUCUCUGAAGAAAUAAAGAGUAUGGAAGAUCGAGACAUUACACUCUUAGAGAAACAAAUCGAGGAAAGCAAAGCUCUCCUGAGGGCACUCAGUAUUCACUGUAAAGAAGUGAAGAAGUUUGCCAGUUCUCUUGAUUUAAAAGAUAUUCUUGAUUAUGAAUUAAGAAAGGAAACAUCACAUCGUUUCAACUUUUCUUUAACCAUGCCAUCAUUUAUUUCCACAAAAAUCAAAGCAAAUAAAAUGUAUGAAACUUUUGGCAAUCUUUUUUCUCAAAUACCACACCAUGUAAAAUCCUUCGCUUCAAAACAGGAAACUGUACGCAAAUUAUGCAGUAGAUCAACCAUCUGCAAGUCUGUGGAAACCAGAGUUGAUACGAUUUGCAAUCUUGUGUGCAUUAAUGACAAUACUGUUUGGCUGAAUGGUGAAAACAAUGCAAUAAUAUGCUUCAAGGAUACUGGUGUUGAGUUUGAAAGACAAACAAUAACAUUGGAAUUCAAACCCACUAAUUUGGCCAUUACCAGACAAGGAGAUUUGGUCUUUGCCAUCUGUCAUUCAUUGCAUAGCUGUGCUUACAAAGUUACUGAUAGCAAAAUCAAAGAACUGAUCACUUUUGUUGACUGGAGACCUAUUGGAGUUUGUUGCACAGCAGACGACAAAUUCCUGGUCUCCCUGGAGAACAAGGAUGAAACUGAGGUCAAAAUUGCUCGCUUCUCUGAUUCAGAAAUAAUUCAAGAAAUUCAGUACGAUGACCAUCAUCAACCUCUCUACCAGGCUGGGAAAUAUUACAUUCUGGUGGAAGAAAAUAAAAAUCUGGAUGUCUGUGCAUCAGAACCAAACAAAAACGAAGUGGUUGUCACCAACAAAAAUGGAACUCUUCGAUGGAGAUACAAAGGGAAUCUGCAGACUGGAAAGUAUGAGUCCUUUUCUCCGAGUUUCAUAUGCUCGAAUAUCCAUAGCCAACUUUUAGUCAUGGACACCGAUAAUGAAUGUGUUCAUCUGCUAGAUAUGGAUGGAAUUUUCAUUACUUACAUUACGCAUCCAAACAUCCAGGGUAUUGGUGCCAUGAGUUUGGACAGAAGUGGGAGAUUAUGGAUAGCCAAUUACAAAGGAGGGCAAAUUAAUGUUUUCAAAUAUCUACAAUAAAUUUAACAAUGUACUGCAACUUUUCAGCUUGAUCAGAGAUACCAGUACUGUGAUCUGUAUUUAUGUUUUUCUUUAUAUCAUCCUUUUUGUAUCACUUGAGAAGAAAACUUAAAAAAAAAAUUCUGUGGGACAGAACAUCACCCUCCAUCCCUUUUCAACAAAAUACAAGUUCUACAAAUGCAAAGCAGGUUAAGUUCAAUUUUGUUCAUUGGAAUUCCUGAUGGAAAAUGAAAUUUUCAUCAUUUACGAAAAAUUCAAAAGGUGACCUACAAAAGCAGGUCAUCUGGGUGACCUCCAGGCUCCUUAAUGAAAUGAAUUAGAGUCUUAACAUUGCAUUAAUUGUUUCCCCGAUUGCUAUAUGUACAGUAUAUAAAAUUGCCAGGCAAACUUAUGACUUAAAACUUUCAUUUCUAAGCCUACUUUCAGAACCAAAUCUUACAUGGACACCUUACUACUGUAAAUGUAUUAUAUUUGGCGUGUACGAUAUUUGGCGGAAAUUCAAUUUUCAACAAGUUAGCGUAGAUUUGAUUUAGCGCUGUCUGAAUUUGCUAGUUAUAAAAGUUAAUAUACAAAACAUUUAGCGUUGUACUUGAAUUAGCGGACUCUGCUUUCCGCUUAAAUCGCUAAAUAGAGUACACCACUAAAUGUAAUAUGUUUACAGUAUCACAUAAGCUUUCCUGAUCUCUGACCAGUAGAGCUAAAAAUGAAACUAUGAAUAAAAAGCAACUAGUAAUCAA
Molecule: messenger RNA, 2642 nt
Organism: Saccostrea cuccullata (small rock oyster)
Lineage: Eukaryota; Metazoa; Mollusca; Bivalvia; Ostreida; Ostreidae
Exons: 2
Coding region: 232-1905 (557 amino acids)
Molecular function (GO): zinc ion binding
Source: RefSeq, a predicted model, not a curated record